UUCACCAACAUUUCAUUUGAAAACAUAAAUGAUUAGUACACCAGUUCAAUGUUUAUAUGAUGGUUUUUUUUUCUUCUCCUGGUGAUUUGUUCUGAUUGUGUGUUUGUGCAUACUUACUGUAACCCCAGUAUUAGGAAGCAUGGUGGGAUUUAAACCCUCAGAUGUCCCCCCUCCACUGGGGGUGAAGAUGGCGAGUGCUGGGGCUGCGGCCUGUGUAGCUGACCUUUUCACAUUUCCUCUGGACACAGCCAAAGUCAGACUACAGAUCCAGGGGGAGAUGAAGGGAGUGGAAGGAAUCCGCUACAGAGGGGUGUUUGGGACAAUCAGCACCAUGAUCCGAACAGAGGGGCCCAGGUCGCUGUACAACGGGCUGGUGGCGGGGCUGCAGAGACAAGUGUGCUUCGCCUCCAUCAGAAUCGGCCUCUACGACAAUGUCAAAGAUUUCUACACUGGUGGCAAAGACAACCCUGGUGUGCUGGUACGUAUCCUGGCUGGCUGCACUACAGGCGCCAUGGCGGUGUCUUUUGCACAACCCACUGAUGUGGUGAAGGUUCGAUUCCAAGCCCAGAAGAACCUGGACGGUGUGGCCCGUCGCUACACUGGCACCAUGCAGGCCUACAGACACAUCUUCCAGAACGAGGGCAUGCGUGGACUCUGGAAAGGCACACUUCCCAACAUCACAAGGAAUGCGCUAGUGAACUGCACAGAGCUGGUUACAUACGACCUGAUCAAGGAGGCCAUCCUCAAACACAACCUGCUGUCAGACAACCUGCCUUGCCACUUCUUAUCUGCGUUUGGUGCAGGCUUUGUCACUACGGUGAUCGCUUCCCCAGUAGAUGUGGUUAAAACUAGAUAUAUGAACUCACCGCCGGGUCAGUACAAGAGCGCCAUCAACUGCGCCUGGACCAUGAUGACAAAGGAGGGGCCGACGGCUUUCUACAAAGGAUUUGUGCCCUCAUUUCUGAGGUUGGGAUCGUGGAACGUUGUGAUGUUUGUCACAUUCGAGCAAAUCAAGAGAGCCAUGAUGAUCACGAAGAAGAGGAUUGAGGACAAAAAUUGAGAGAAUCUGAAACCACUGACUUGGAACAUCGAAGAAGAAAUAUCAUUUUACAUUUUUUGUUUUAUUCUUUUUUUGUCUUGUGGCGACAAAGAAGAAAA
Cottoperca gobio is the source of this 1158-nucleotide messenger RNA. RefSeq names its product uncoupling protein 1 (gene ucp1). NCBI's taxonomy places the organism in Eukaryota, Metazoa, Chordata, Actinopteri, Perciformes, Bovichtidae. The transcript is spliced from 6 exons. Bases 140 to 1060 code for a protein of 306 amino acids. Gene Ontology annotation, biological process: transmembrane transport. The record is from RefSeq and is a predicted model, not a curated record.